CCGGACUCGUUACUCCGCGGUUCCGUGCGCAGUCAGUGCCGUUAUUAACGUAGGACGGAUUCCUGUGACAUUGCUAGGAGGAGGGGCAGGAGCAGGAAUGUGUUAUACAACGCUUGCAUAAUUGUGAUUGAAAUAUAUAUAUUUUUCCCCUCUGACCGUGUUCCCCUGUAAAUGACAUAAAGUCUUGCGGACGGCAAUGUAUCGGCGAGCUGUGCAUUGUGCUCUUAGGAGCGCUGCCAGUCUGGCAGCUUCGUCAAGCCGAUGGUUACAGAAGGCUCGUCUGCCAGGUGUUUCCAGGCUCCUUUCGGUUUGCACGAGGACAGAAUUGCCUUUCCAUUCGCUGCCUCAUCAGUGCAGGGCACUACAUAGCACUAACCAGCUUUCCACAGCAAAAGAAACUCUGCAAACAGCAGAAGAAGAAGUGGGGGCCUUCACCAAGCUAAUAGAAGCAAUGGGCUUCACAGGACCGCUGAAAUACAACAAAUGGAAAAUUAAGAUUGCUGCUUUGCGCAUGUAUACCUGCUGUGUGGAGAGGAUUAACUACGAUGAUUUCUUUGAAAAGUUCUCCCUGCCGGAUACACUGAACUCCUGGUUUCUUGUGGCACAGCUCCAUGUCUGGAUGUGCCUGGUUCGAAUGAGGCAAGAGGGCAGAGCUGGGAAGUAUCUGUGUCGCUACGUCGUGCAUUCCAUGUGGGAGGAUGUGGAGCAGCGUGGCAAGAUCAUGGGGAUUGAAUCCGUUGCCCUGAAGGCAAGCAUGAAGGUAAUGACAGAGAAUUUCUACGCAGCUAUUUUUGGAUUUGAUGAGGGAGUCCUGUCAGAUGAUCGGGUCCUGGCCGCGGCGCUGUGGAGGAACCUGUUUAAUCGGCAGUGUGAAGAUCCUCGGCAGCUGGAGCUCGCUGUGGAAUACGUUCGCAAGCAGAUGCAGUACAUCGAUUUGCUUGAUGGAGAAGACCUGCUGCUCACAGGAGAAGUGAAAUGGCGCCCUCUGGUGGAAGAGAAUGCACAGAGCAUCCUGAAGCCCACAUCGCCCCAGUAUAAUGAUGCCGGUCUCUGAGCUCCCUUGAGCUGAGCUGAGCCGUCCUCCCCAGACUCCUCCUUCACAGAGUGGGCUGCGAUGCUGCAGUAGAACACAUCACAGGUGAAAGCAAAGCAAACAGGUGAUGCUCUGUCAACGCUGCAGUGCUUACCAUGAAACCUUUUCUCAAAUAAAACAAACAAUACAAAAGCACUCCCAAGAUGAGCACGAAGUGGUGUGAAGUUGAAGAACGAGUUUUAAAAGCAUGAGGGUUAUUGGUGUUGUGUGCGUUUCACAUGCUAUAUACUGUGAUAGAUGACUAGAGCCUUGUUUAUAAUACUGUAGCUUGAUAGAGUUUCAAUGGAAGUGGAACCGGCCGGUGAUAAAGGGUCUGCCGCCUUCUUCGUUAAGGAAGGUGUGCAAUACAAUAAAGACGUGUCGUGCGUCAGGUGCGUAGAUGUUUCCAGUUCUUUCUGCAAGUACAGUAGUUGUGUGGGUUUAAUCCUUUCAAAUGUGAUCCCUCUCCCCAGAACGGCAGGUAACAGAUUCUAAUGGUCACUUCUGAGCCCGAGCUCCUGUGUUAAGUUACAGCCCUCAGCAGGUCUACAGAGCAGAGAGCACCAGCAGCUUCGGACCGCUCCACUGCCGUAUCAGGGGAUCUGCAACGUUUAAGAAGUGUUCAGAUUUCAUUCUGACUUUUUGGUUUAGCAGCCCUGUGUCUUUAAACCCAUUGCUCAAAUGCUUUGCUGAUCUUUAAGUUGGUUUGCUUAAGCACUGUGUGCCGUACUUCUCUCAAUGCAGACACCUCGGGACAAAGCCAGCGCACCACCAACAAAAGGAAAUGAUGUAUCACUUAGCAGCACAUACAAAGCAACCUUUCUUUUCAGUCAAAAACACCCACACACUGCCCCUCAGCAGUCCUCUAUCACAACACACUGUACUGCACAGGUGUAACACACUGUGUGUAACUCAGUGAGAGGUUAGGAACCCUGUUCAUGCUCUGUGUUGCUGCAGGGGUUUUAAUAAAGCACAGUGAUUGCUGUUCUCUAUCCUAGCACGGUAACAAAUCCCUCACUCCCAAGCUGAAUAGUUUUUUGAGUCCUUGUAAAUUAAUCCUCUGCUCUGAUCAUGUCCUUGAACUGUGCCCCAGGUUAAUAUGUGCUGUAUGUUCAGCUGACAUAAGCGUCUACGCAUAGACAUGCUUUAGCACUCCCUGAUACUUCAGUUUCACAGUUAAGCUGGCAAAUCUAGAGAAGGAAAGCAUUCAGAAAUCCUCCUUCUGUAAAGGUUUCCCACAGUAAAAGCAUAGCAAAGUGUAAUACAGCAUAGGUAAGCAUUGUAAAGCCCUGAUAGGUAUGGUAAUUUACUGUGCAGAUUUACCUAGGAAAACUUUUUAUAAGUUCCUGCCCACACAGAUCCAAGUUAUAAAUUGACUUCACAGAAACAGGCAUGAAGUGUUUGCAUCAGCGUUUUAAAAAAAACUAUGCAAAUGACGCCUCUCACCCUUGUCUUCCCAACAAUAGCUGGCAUUUACAUGCGUUCCCCUUUCACCAGAAAGAUGAAUACAAAAACAUUCAAAACAAGACGCGUGCCAUGGGCGUUGAAACAGUGCUUAUUGGAUUCAGCUUAUUCACUUCUGCAUCCUCUACCUUCUAAUAGUGUGCUUUGUGAAGCUUUGCAGGACUCCAUCCUUCUUACUGCUGUAGUGUCCAGUGUACUACACACUGAGCAUUUAUUUGGCUUUGCUUUACUGUUGCUGAAUGUCUUGCGAUUGAGUGUUUUAAAGUUAUAUCGCUGAUAUUUGGGUCAUCAGUCAUCUAGGGGAUUGCUCCUGAAGCAGUCUCUGCUCCCAGCAGUGUCUGGUACACAGGAGCUGUAGGGAGAAUGAAACGAAAGGCAAGGGGGGUUAGCUAUGCUUCUAGUCUUCCACUACUCAAGCGUACUCGUUUGGGAAGCACAGCUCAUUUGUUUUUCUGUGUUGAAGACUUUCCAAAGUGAUAUGUAUUUAUUACUGCUUGAAACAGUAAGAUUUACCUUGAGAUUUUUUUUUUGUUUGUAAGCUACCUUUUAAAAUGCAGGACUUUUUAAAAUCUGUUGUUAAGUGUAACUUUGAUUCAGUGAUACAAUCCAAGUGCUACAGGAAGCCGCUUAACAGUAUUUUAUCCUUAUUGAAAAACACACAACAGUAAAACAGCACUGCGUAUUUACGAGUUGUGAAUUCGUAUGCCAACCGUAACAUUAUCUCAUAUAUACAGUGGUUUGCAUCCUGAGUAAAUGCACCUCAUUCUUUCCUUUGUUCAAAACUCCUUGAUAAAUGCUGCGUAUGUUCUCUGGCUUUCUCGGUUCCUUGUAAAUGUGUUCCUCGCUGUGUGUGUGUGUGUGUGUGUGACUCUGAAUCUGCCGUUCUGCCAUUCAUCCAGAAGAGGGCAGUUUGCCAAAGUUAUAAAAUAUUGUUGGGGUCAAUGUGUGCUUUUGUAUUCUUUUCCAGCUCUAAGUGCAAGCUGGUAAUUCACACAUACAGAGUUAGUUAUGUAUGGAACAUGUUCUCCUAAUUGGAGUAUCUGUUAUUGAAUCUUUUACCAGAAUAAAAAGCCAUCCCUGUUUUAACCCUUA
This is a messenger RNA of Acipenser ruthenus (sterlet), 3628 nucleotides long. RefSeq names its product ubiquinol-cytochrome-c reductase complex assembly factor 1-like. Gene Ontology annotation, cellular component: mitochondrion. Gene Ontology annotation, biological process: mitochondrial respiratory chain complex III assembly. The coding region runs from base 197 to 1054 and encodes 285 amino acids. The transcript is spliced from 9 exons. The record is from RefSeq and is a predicted model, not a curated record. NCBI's taxonomy places the organism in Eukaryota, Metazoa, Chordata, Actinopteri, Acipenseriformes, Acipenseridae.